AUGCCAUCCUCCAAACGCGCCUCCUUUGCCGAAGCCGACACGCCCCUGAGACCGCACCGCGGCAUCACCUCCUCGCUCACUGGGCUCGCCAGCUCGGCUGAUGCCCGUCGCAGCUCCUCCUCGCAUAUAUCCAAGACCUACCGCCAGGCGUCGACCCUCUUCUUGACCCGUCGCCUGCCCGAGGCCCUGUCGACUAUUCUUCCCCUGGUGACCCCCCCUUCGCAAGCCGCUUCCGAGGCAGACAAGGAGAAUGGGGUUACUAGUCCUACGACUGCAACUGCGGUCCACGAGCCGGCCCCUGUGGCCAGGGCGUCGCGCUCUUCGAGGAUCAAGGUGUGGAGUUUGUAUCUGACUAUCUUGAAUGCUGUGCUGGAGAUGGCGCCUGAUGAGGGCAAAGACGCGUUUGGCACACAGGAGUGGCGCGCUAUUUGCCAUAAAGUGCGCGAGGGCGAGAUUUGGGAGGAGGUGGUUAGGAACGGGUACCAUGGUGUCGAGGGAGAUGUUGAUCCCGAUGUGGUUAUCAACUUGGCAACCCUCCUCCUUGCACACGCCAAAACACAGCAACUCAACCAGAAACGCCUGGAAAACUACUUGGCUACCACUCGCGCCCCAAACUUAGACUCCAUAUCCGAGGCACACUUUGCCCAGCCCUCAACCCCCCGUCUUCGUCCCGCUUCUCCCGCGCGCAGCGUCGCUGGCGCCAACACUCCGCGCGACCUUGCUGCGCGUGUCAAGCUCCUCGAGCUGUACACGCUGCACGUUUUGCCGCGCAACGGCGAGUGGGACUACGCCCGUGAGUUCAUCAGCGUCAGCCCCGUCCUCGACGAGGAGAGGCGCGACGCCUUCCUCCAGGCGCUUACUACCCUACGCGAGGAGGCUGCUGAGGCCGAACGCAGGGAAGAAGAGGAGCGCCGUAAGCGCGAGGAGAAGAUCCGGCGGGAUAUCGAGGAGGCUAGGAGGCUGCGCGCCGAGAACGAGGCGCGCGAGAGGAAGCGCAUUGAGGAGGAGCGGGCACGCAGGGAGAAGGAGGAGAGGGAACGGAAGGAGAAAACUGCCGCAGCGGCGGCGGCGGCGGCGCAGAAGAAGGGGGCAGCAGGGGAUCCUUCGCGUGGUGGGCUAAGACGGACGGUCAGCACGUCUUCGUCGACUUCGGCGUCGACGAGUGCUAGUAGCCCGACUAGGGCUAAGUUACCUCCGGCCACGCGAAAACCGGGCGGGCUGUCGAAGAAGAGCUUGUCAUCGUCCAGCUCCUCGGGAGCAAAGUCGCCGCCUUCACUGGCCAGUCGCGCGUCUAUGGUUCUGUCGAACCUGCGCGCGCUGUUGGUUGAUGAUGUCGCUGUGGCGUUCAGGACAAACCCUUACUUCUUGCUACGCAUGCUGGCGUUUGUGAUUGGCUUCCUACUGCUGCUGAGCCGGAAGAAUGUGCGCAAACGGCUGAACAGGGUGCUGCAAGUUAGCUGGAAUAAGGUGAAGGCUACUGUGGGGAUGGGGGCUAAGGUUAGUUAUAUUUGA
Messenger RNA from Thermochaetoides thermophila DSM 1495, 1512 nucleotides. RefSeq lists its product as uncharacterized. The transcript has 2 exons. The record is from RefSeq and is a predicted model, not a curated record. Bases 1 to 1512 code for a protein of 503 amino acids. Lineage: Eukaryota; Fungi; Ascomycota; Sordariomycetes; Sordariales; Chaetomiaceae.